This is a messenger RNA of Knipowitschia caucasica, 261 nucleotides long. The record is from the annotation of a GenBank genome assembly. NCBI's taxonomy places the organism in Eukaryota, Metazoa, Chordata, Actinopteri, Gobiiformes, Gobiidae.
AUGCUUUUCUUCUGUCCCCUCAGCCCCAUGUGUAGACGCCCUCUCUGCAGGGUGUGUUUUGCAUGUAAAGCAGGCUGCAGAUGCUGUCCGCCGAAACAAGGGACUGUGAGGGACAUGGGGGAAGCAGGACACAGCGAAGGCCCCACCACCGCGCCACCCGCCUGGCCUCCCCUCCUCAGCAGCACCUCUCAUUAUUCCAGCCCUAUCCGCGAUCAAGACCCUAUGGCUCAAAGCAACAGCGGAAGCAACCGUCCACUCUAA